GUUGUCAGUAGGGACUCAUUGAGUGCGUUUGUUGCCAGGUCGUGUGCUGAAGCUGCGCUUUCUUCUGCUAUUACAAAUUACAACGCGACGUGAUUUGGUGGAAAAGUGUGUGUUCGUGUGUGAAGUUCGAGCUAAGAGCGGCAGGAGACGUACAAAAAUAGUACGCUGAUGUGUAUGUGGGGAUUCCCGCCUUGCUUAUGUGUCGCAGAAGUAAUCUCCGGAGACGGUGAACCAUGGAGUUCGACCCUUCUUUCCGGCAAUCACUUUCUCGUUCUUGGAAGUGAUGUUUGAACGCGUCAAAUUACGGUGGCUCUGUUCUUAGGCUCAAGACGAAACAUGAAAUAAGAGUCAGAAUAUCGCCUCCCCGAUCGUAGGUUGUGGUGAGAUGCGAUCUAAAUAGCAAAGCGGAACGGUUUGUGAGAAUUAAGUAGAGCAGAAAUAUGCGGAACGAUUUGACUGAAAACGCAAGAUAACGCCCGAUAUUAAAUGGUACAGUGAAAUUGCUUUCCCAGAAGGAAAGUCGACGAAGAGGUGACCAUAGAACGUGUGAGUUAGGCUUCAGGACCUGCAGAAUGUGAACAUACAGUGUUAUGGAUCUGUUAGCAGUGGGCGCGUGAUGAAUUGACAUAUUUGUAAGAAGGAAACUUGAAACGAUGCUGGAGUUUGUGAAACGUGGAAAUGUGGACAAUGCGCCACCAGCAAGAUACUACGCUCAGUAUAUGAACGUAAACAGCAACAGACAUGGCAGUGUGAGAGAACAACAGUGCCAGCAUUUUGCCGCCAAACUCCUCUGCUCUCUUCACUGUGUCGAUAGAUAUGCGAAGGAACAAGCGAAUAAUUCUUGGCGGUUUCAUGUUGGAAGACAUGAGGGAGUAUCUCAUCCUAACUCCCAACAGCAUACACAACAGCAGCUGCAACAACAGUUACAGCCAGGUGGUAUGAGCACUCCAGAGGGCCGCUGUGGCACCCCGCCAGCCACAGGGAGCCCUGACCGCCUGGAUAAAGCCACACUCAAGGUGCAUCUCCCCAAUGGUGGCUUCAAUGUGGUUAAGUUUGGAGAUGCCAUUGAUGUGAAGGGUAUCAUAACCCUGAUAACAAGUCGCUUGGCCACGGGACAGCGGGCGUAUCAGCACCUAUAUGCCAUGAGGUUACAACACCCGCCCACAGGGGAAGUGUACUGGUUGCACCAGGACACCACCAUGUACCAGGUGCAAGAAAAGUAUGAGCGCAAACACCCACACUCGGAAUGGCGAUAUGAGCUGAGGGUACGCUAUUUACCACAGAAUCUCACUGAUUUGUAUGAGAAGGAUCGAGUUACCUUUUACUACUACUAUGAUCAGGUGCGGAACGACUACCUGUGUGCAGACCAUGCUGCUUUGGACCAGGAUGUUGCCGUUCAGUUGUGCUGCUUGGAAAUUCGUUAUUUUUUCAAGGAUAUGCCACAGAUUGCCCUUGACAAGAAAUCAAACUUGGAGUAUCUUGAAAGAGAGGUUGGGUUGCACAAGUUCUUGCCAAGAGCUGUGCUAGAUGGCAUGAAGCCCAAGGCAUUGCGAAAAUUAAUCCAGCAGCAUUUCAAAAAGGUGGCAGCUCUUUCUGAGCUUGAAUGUAUGUUCAAAUUCUUUGAGCUCCUUCGAGCUCAUUAUCGUUUCGACCAGGAGAGGUUUCGCUGUGAUCUUGGGUCAGGGUGGUCCAUUCCAGUAGAGCUAGUCAUAGGGCCUGAUCUUGGUAUAUCAUACAUGACUCAUCGAGCCACUACUAGGUGCUUCCUGUUUCAGCCAACACGAAUGGCGGAGUUUGAUAGGAUCCAGGCCAUCCAGACAUUAGUGUCGGACUGUGAAACGCAUCGAAAAGCUGUUGUGCAGCUUCGGGUAGCUGGUACCACCGAGACACUCACCAUAACCUGUCCAUCACUGGAAGUUGCUGAGAGUUUGGCCGACCUCAUCGAUGGGUACUGUCGCCUUGCCACACAAUCAACUACUUCCCUCUGGAACAGAAAAGCUGCAAUAUGGAAGCACUACCCCUGUCCUUGUUCACUCAAAGAUGCUCACCCUCCAAAGUACCGCCAACAGCAGCAGCAUGGAGUUGGUUCACGACAAGCUAGUGGAGGGUCAGGCAGUCCAGAGACAACAGCAGCUCAGACUGGCACCAUGCUGUCGGAGGACUACGCAGAGAUAGUGGAUGAGGAGGGUGACUACUCAACACCAGCCACACGUGACUAUGAGCUGGUUAGAAACCAGGUGGAAUUAGGGGAGAUUAUAGGUGAGGGACAGUUUGGUGAUGUCCAUAAAGGAACGUUCAAGGGACGAGACAGUCAGCUGAUCCCAGUAGCUGUCAAGACCUGCAAGGCUGAUGCUGACCUGUCAACAGCUGAGAAAUUCUUAGAAGAGGCCUAUAUCAUGCAGCAGUUUGACCACCCUCACAUCAUAAAGCUGAUUGGCGUGUGUUCAGAGAGUCCAAUCUGGAUUGUGAUGGAGCUGGCGAGGCUGGGAGAGAUGCGAGCAUACCUACAGAGCAACAAACACCGUUUAGACUUGGCAACGUUGCUGCUUUAUACAUUUCAACUCAGCACUGCACUUUCAUACCUUGAAUCUAAGAAAUUUGUGCAUAGGGACAUAGCUGCUCGCAAUGUGUUAGUGUCAGCUCACAACUGUGUGAAGUUGGCUGACUUUGGUCUGAGUCGUUGGGUGGAAGACCAGAGUUACUACAAGGCUAGUAAGGGCAAGCUACCUAUUAAGUGGAUGUCUCCAGAAUCCAUUAACUUUAGGCGCUUUACUACAGCCAGCGAUGUGUGGAUGUUUGGUGUAUGUAUGUGGGAAAUUCUUAUGCUGGGAGUAAAACCAUUCCAAGGCGUGAAGAACAACGAUGUCAUUGGGAAGAUUGAGAGUGGCGAGCGGUUAGCCCUUCCACAAAACUGCCCACCACGUCUCUACAGCCUCAUGUCUCAAUGCUGGGCGUAUGAACCGUCCAAACGGCCUAGCUUCAAGGACAUACGUGAAGUUCUCAAUGAAAUUUUAAUGGAGGAAAGGCAUCAGCAGCAAGAAACCAUGAGAAGGGAGAAUCGACGUGUCCAAGCCAUGUCAUGGGGUUCGACAGGAUCAGACGAUCCCCCUCCACCAAAACCCUCAAGGUUUCCCAUUCUUGGUGCUGCAAACUCAACUUCUCUUGCCUCAUUGACGGGCGCAAUGAGUGGAGGUGGCUCCAUCAACAACACAACUCCUGCCCCGACCACGUACAUUGUUGCACAGAAUCCAGAGGUCCUGGUUCAGCUUCUGCGUGAAAAUGAAUCCAGAGGAAUUUCACCCUCUGUCUACACUACACCAGCAUCAGCAUUCAACACUUUAGCGGUAGAUUUUGAAAAAAAUACUUCUGCUUCACCUUCUUCAACUACGACUACACCUCCACCACAAUCAGCUUCCGCACCUACCCAACCAUCACAGGCAGUGAUUUCAACUCCAGUCAGUUUAUCCCAGUCCCCUGUUAUCUAUGGUGUUUCCAAGAAAAUUACUUCUUCAUCCAAAAGUGUCUCUUCUCCGCCACUAUCUGUUAUUGGCUCCCAUUCUUCCACGAGCUCCCCUACAACCAGUCCUUCAACCUCUAAUGUUCCAGCCAGUAGUGUGGUACCUGUUGCUUCACCUGUUUUACGAAAAGUAUCAAAACCAAAAACCAAAGAGAUCGGACCAUAUCAUUCCAGUAACAGUCCUGUUGUGGGAGGGGUUUGUGUUCUUCCCCCUCCACCCGGCUCACUAACUGGUUCUCCUCCUGCAGCUGCAACAACAGCAGUAGCCGUUACUGAGGUUUUAACUCCUUCAUCUUUAGUUUCAUCAGCUAUCAGUGAUGGUGCCACAAUUUCAUCAACAUCCUUCACUUCGUCUUAUGGUGGUGGACUUGACUUGGAUUCUUCCUCAUCCCAGCAGUCAAUGACAAGCAGCUGCGCUAAUGUACGAGAGGAUGGUGGAGGCCAGAACCAGAUGACUCCGGCUGCUAGCGUGUAUGGAGAUGAUUUGCUGGAAGAUAGUGGUGGUGGAGGGGACAGCAGCCACCUGGACCUGGAGCUGGAGCAGCAGUUACUAGAGCAGAGACUGCGACAACAGCAGCGAGAAUCUGAGGAGGAUGGGCGGUGGUUGGCUGAGGAAGAAACAAAUCUGAAGAAGCGACUGUCCAUCGCAACGAGCUUAUCAGACCGAUCGGACACAGAUUCUGUUGACGGCUCUCCACUGCAUCAUGCUGGCAGUGUUUCAACCCCUCCCCUACCUUCCUCUGCCACACCUCCUUCAACCAUCUGCCGCACAAGCUCACAACAUGAUUCUUCUGAACGGGAUCGUUCAUCAACACCUCUUAGCAACGGUUCAGCUGAGGAGAGGGUCAUUGUUGUCAAGAAGAUGGAACCAACACCAACAGCUGACUUAGAUCGCUCCAAUGACAAAGUGUAUGACUGUACUACCAGUGUGGUUAAGGCUGUUAUGUCAUUGUCGCAAGGUGUUCAGCAGAGUCAGGUGGAUCAGUACCUGGAACUAGUUCGACGUGUGGGCAUUGAACUACGGGCACUGCUCUCUAGUGUGGAUACUCUUGUUCCUAUCUUUCCAGUCUCAGCUCACAGAGAGGUGGAGAUGGCACACAAAGUGCUGAGUAAGGACAUGGGUGAACUAGUCAAUGCCAUGAAAUUAGCACAGAACUACAGCUGUACUACUUUGGAUGCUGAGUAUAGAAAGGGAAUGUUAUCAGCUGCACAUAUUUUGGCAAUGGAUGCUAAGAACUUGCUCGAUGUAAUUGACUCUAUUCGAAUCCGUUACCCAGAUGUAAACACCUACAUCUGCACAGGUGUACCUGUACAAACUGUUGAAAAUGAUGUAGGUGAAGUUCAGCGAGAAGUAAGGCCAGCAUUGCAUGAAGCUCCAUCCACCAUCACACAGGAUACACCAUCAUUUGGAAGUCUGGAACGACAGAGAAAAUUGGCUGUGCCAAGUUUAGCAGUAUCCAACGUAAUGGUUCAGCAACCCAUAUAUAGUGCAGCCACUAAACCACUAUUAUCAUCUACUGCAUCAGCUGUCCCCAUCAUGCAAAAGCCUGCAAAUAAACUGAGCAGUGGGGCUGGGUCAUUAGCAUCAUCUAACCCAACAGAUAGCUAGCAAGAAUAUGUGAUCAUAUUUGUAAAAUACCAAAAUAGAUUCAUCUUUAUUAUACUUAGUUUGGAAAAGUAUCUAAGUAAUAUAAACAACGUAAGAAAUAUCCACACAGUGUUAUAGAUAGCACAGUUUCUUUUAAAAAAUAAUAAUGUAAAUUUUGCGUUGCUGAAUGCUCAUUUCACACCGAUACAAAUUAUUGUAAUUUUUUGUUCCAGAUGGACUGAUAAAUGGUACCAUAUUUUAUUUUAUUUUACUUAUUUUUUAAUGUUGACAUAAGUAUUGCCAACUAAUUCAUGUUUCUGUCUCUUCAGUUUUCUUUAUUUUGUGUACAGUUUAUUGAUAGCUGAGGAUUUGUAAUAUCACAGUCAAUUUAACACAUUUUGUUGUUGAAAGUAACAUGUCAGGUACAUGUUAAUUAUUUGUCCAUUUUCUGUAAACAACAGUGUACCAAUACUAAGUCAGGCAUGUCAAACUUGGAACACGCUAAAAGCCUUUGGGUGAUCUGUCAAUUUCAUUGGGGCUAUAUACCGAACAAAAUUAUAUGAUAUUGGACAUGUAUGAUAAUGUGCGAGAUUAUUGUAUUCAAGAUGAUGACGGAAGGGGCAGACUAAGUUACUAGCAUGAGGAACACAAAGAUACACAUACACAGGGACCUGAACAAAUGAAUCAUGGACUCGGAUCAACAAUCUGCAUGUCUUUCUCCUAGUCUCAUAUUAUUAUUAUUCUUUAAACAGUCCACACUCAUAUUUGUUUCUAACAUCAGCCAUUGAAUGUUGCCAUGAGUAGUCGGCUCUCGUGCAUCAUGUGUGGGGAAAAGUUUGAAUUUUGGCUGGGUGAUGCUUUUGUAGUUUCCUGUGUCCUGCCAGCUUCGUAUUUAUUCCUAUGAAACCAUUUCUCAUUUCGGAAUGUAUAUUUUCAGCAGCUGAUAACAGCACCAUUACAUAAAUUAAAUAAUCAGACAUUAACAUCAGUGGUAAAUAUGAUUUAAUUGAAUGGCUAUGUUAUUUCAUCAGUUUUCAGUCAUUCAUAACUUGUUAAAAUCAAAUAUAAAUUUAUAUGAAUAUGAUUUGGAAAAAAAUGCAUAUAUUUUAGCAAAAUUCCAAAAUUAUUCAUUGAAUGUUGUUGACUCUUCCACAGCUUCCAUUAUUUGUUUAUUCUUUAUGUUGGUGUUAUUGACUGGAAGGAUUUGAAAGUAAAACAUGUUGACCUAUGUUGGCUUUAAAUCAUACCAAGUUUUGUUAAUAUUGCUCAGCUGCUUCAAUACGUAUCUUUUAGUAACUGGAUUUUGGGCCCCCCAUGAUUUUAUUUGUGGAUUAGGCCACUUCUGCAACUGGAAUUCCACAUGAACGGGAGGACGUACUAGGAUCUUAAACUUCUACCAGACUACAUGGCACAACAAUCCAGAAGACAGUCAUCUUCAGACUCACCACUAUGAAAACCUCAAAUCCUACAUCUGGAAGACUACUCAGAAUCAUAACCCAGAAGAACAGGGUCCACAGUUUCACUGCUGUGAAAACCUUGAAUCUCAUGUUUAUGAACAUUUUGUAUAUUUUUUAUACCCCCCUUAUAAUUUUGCAUGAUGUUUAGUUUCAAAGUUGUAUUGUAGUUCGCAUCUGAUUGUCUUUUAGAUAGGUGUAAAGAAAUAUGAAAUAAUUAAAUAAUAAUGGCAAAAUUUAAAUGCCUGUGUGCAGGAAAUUAAUAUUUCACUCAUGACAGAACAUUUCUUCCAGAAGAAUUUGAUUCCACGCAAUCUCCGAUUAUACGCCACUCUCACUAGUUAAUGAAUGCAAAAAAAGAGAUGCAGGUAAUGAGAUCACUUUAUCGUUUAGAAUUUAAGUGGAAAAAUUUAGAUUUACAUACUGAAUAAAUUUGUUUGUAAUGGUAUUUGUAGGUUCACUUGUAUAUGACUGACAACCUGAUUUGUUGGAACUUGUUGAUAGUUCAGACAAGGGUGUCAUUCAUUGUUAAUAAUGUGAUGGGCCCCAUUCAGAAUCAGAUAAUUUAGCUAAAAUAUUUUCCAAAAUAUGACCUGCUAAGUGCACUAUGUUAAGAGAAAUAGUAAUAAUUGGUGUAGGUAAAAGGUUCUGAUGGAGUUGGAACCAAGAAAUGCCAUGUAUAUAACAUGGUACAAUAAACUUACGAAUAUUUGUGUGUUCUUAUUGUUUGACAUUCCUGAUUUUAAAAGUCUACUAGCUGCUACCUGUAGUACUCACUGAAUAUAUGUACUGUAACAAAAUUAUAGACAUGCAUUUAUAUGAUUUUCUUAUGUGAUAUUAUGUUGUAAUUUGUAGUGUCAAACAUCAGUCCUAUAAGCAGUAUGUGGCUUUUGAAUGAAGUACUACUACAUUUUAAUACGUUACCAGAGACUUGUCCCUGCAAUUAAUGUGAAAACAAAAGAAACUAUGAUCAUUGGUUAAAGAUAUUCUGUUUUAAUGUUUUCUCAUCUGGCGUUUGUUUAGUUAUGUGAAGAAAUUUAUUUACAGGGUCCUUUUUAUAGGUUAUGUUCAUCUUCCUAAGGCUUGCUGUUAUCCAUAUAGAAACAUGUAUUUAGCAGAAACAUAUACGCAUGGCACUGUGGUGGUCACAUUAAAAUUUUAUGUGUUCCAAAUUUAUCUCUUUUGCACACUCCUCACAUUAGUCUUUUUAAAAAAUUAAAUUUGAAGUUUCAGAUUUUAGACCUUUAUUGUAUGAGCGAAUAUGGGAUUUAAACCCCCAUAUUAUGAGAUCAUGCUUAAGCUGUGACACAUAAGUCAUAAGGGUUAAGUUACUGGAAUGCUUUCUGGCAGUUCCUUUGUUAUUCAGAGAAACAUUUAUGAUUUGUUGAGACUUUGACCUUUAUUUCUGGGCAAGUUUGGAACAAAGAUAUCAAAGUAUGAUUUGAGGUUCUGAUUGCAAUGUGAAUACAGAUGAUAAUCUUAUCAUUCCAUGUAAGCUAAAGUUAGCCAAAAUAAUGGAUGCAGAAUGUUUUUGUGAAAACUAAGCAUACAGUUAAAAUACUAAGAGAUAUAAACAUUUUCACACCAUCCCACACGUUUUGUGUGAUUUGAAUACUUAAACCAUUUACCCCUAAAUAUAAGCAUAUUUAUGUUUUUAUACAUUCUUUGAAGUGCAGAAAAUGAUAUAAAGAUGGGGAGACCAAUUAUGCUUGUUUGUCCACAAUUUUUUUUUUUGCAUGUUUCAUCUUAAAAUAUAUAAACAGAUUCUGUCCAUGCUUUAUGCAUUCUUUGGAUAAACUAAAAAUUACCUCAUAAUUGGGAGGUAAUAUUUGUAUGUGUGGGCAUAUUUUCCAGGCAAAAGUUAUAGAUUUGAAAUACAUAAAUAUUUUAUGGUAUGCACAUAUUUUUCAUUUCUUGUAUCCCUUUUGAAGAAUAUAAUAAAAUAUCUGUAUAGAAAAUGCUUAUGACAGUUGCAUUGUCUGUGGCUGUUCUAAUGAUAAUUUUAAAUGCCUGCGACUACUGGUGUUUACUUUUUCUAAUUUUGCAACAUUAAAGAAGAAUGAGUGAGUUUAAUUGUGUAAAACAUUUUCAGUUAUAAUCUUUGUCCAUUCGGUACCAUGUGCUGACAUCAAUUGAAGUUUUGUGCAAGUGUAGCAUGCUUUUUCAGUGAUGCUGUCCAGUGCAGCUGUGAUUUAUGAAUAAAACCUAUCUUACUUCAGUGUUAUGACAUACACCAGACAGAGAUCUAGCUCGUACUGGGGGCUAUUUCCCAAAGGGUAAAGUAGCCGGUUCAUGAAGCUGAAUAUUCACCUCAAUCUUGUCAUUCCUGGGUUUAAGAAUUUGUAGAGUUACACAUCCACUUCUUACGUAUUCAUUGUGUUGUGCUUAAGUAAGUAUAGGGACUACUUUACAUUUCAAAUUACUGCAUCUUUUUAUGAUGACUUUUUUAUUAUAGAUUCUUAAUGAUUCUGUCAUUAUGAGGAAUAUUCCUAUGUCAUUGUAAUUGAAGGUUUUAGAGGAUAUUAAUUCAAUUUAUCUGAUCAGAGGUUGUGUGUAAAAGAGGUAAAUUUCCAGUUGAAACCUUGUAUCUGGUUUUGUACAUGCCUAAAUGAUGGGAUUUUAUUUGUGUCCAAUUCGUAAUAGGAUAUUGUUCACUUGCAGGAAGACUUGAAUCAGUUUGUCGAAACUAGCAGCUGAUGUUAAAUCAGCCUCAUGUUUGUUUCCCACUAUAGGGAAGGUCUUCACCUUCAGGUAUCUGUGUAGCUUAUUUUUGGUAGAAUAGCAUAAAUUUUGCAAGUGUGAGAUUGUUUAAAUUACCCAAUGCUUAGGGUACGGCUGGAUGUUCUGUUGGAACUUGGAGUAGAGUGUAAAUGUGUGUGAAUUUUCCAUUGUGAAUUUAAGAUAUUUUUGCCAGCAGUAUUUAUAUACAUAUAUAUUAUAGAUAUUUUACUUCCCCAUUCUUAUGGCAAAGAAUGAGCAAGUUAUAGAAGAAAAUGCCAUAAUGCUCAUAAAUUUCAUUUGUUGUAUAUUAUGUAUACUGACUUAAUAAAUGUGAAUAUCACACUUAUUAUCAAUAAAAACCUUAUUUACCAAA
Molecule: messenger RNA, 9653 nt
Organism: Zootermopsis nevadensis
Lineage: Eukaryota; Metazoa; Arthropoda; Insecta; Blattodea; Termopsidae
Gene: Fak
Product: protein tyrosine kinase 2 Fak
Biological process (GO): protein phosphorylation; signal complex assembly
Cellular component (GO): cytoskeleton; focal adhesion
Molecular function (GO): ATP binding; protein tyrosine kinase activity
Source: RefSeq, a predicted model, not a curated record